Molecule: messenger RNA, 1164 nt
Organism: Aspergillus clavatus NRRL 1
Lineage: Eukaryota; Fungi; Ascomycota; Eurotiomycetes; Eurotiales; Aspergillaceae
Product: phosphotransferase family protein
Exons: 3
Coding region: 1-1164 (387 amino acids)
Source: RefSeq, a predicted model, not a curated record
AUGGAUGGUGAUGAAAAGAUCAGGCACGAAGCUGCCACAAUGCAGUUUGUCAAAGAGAAGACAAACAUCCCUGUACCAUCUGUUAUUGCAUGGGGACUCGGUCAUGAGAAUCCGCUAGGCCUGGGGCCGUUCAUCAUCAUGGAAUAUAUUGAGGGGGAACCGUUAGACACGAUCUUACGGCAAGGUACUGGCCCGGAAGAAGCUCGCACGCUACGGUUGGACAUCAGUGAUGAAGAGCUGGAAAUUAUAUACCGACAAAUUGCGAAUAUCCUGUUGGAGCUCUCAGCACAUACUUUUCCGCGUAUAGAUUUUGGCAGCGGCAUCUAUUCAAGGCCUCUGACGCUGAAGAUGAAUGAGAUAAAGAGCCACGGGGGCGUUAGUGUUGGCGGUGUGUACCCCCUGCAGUUAAUUAGUAAACGCCUGGCCAGCCGACAUUGCCUACCAUUAGGCCAUAUUUCCAAGACAUUCUCUUCAGCCACCAGCUAUUUUCAGGAUGUCGCCGAACAGGACAUGCAGCAUCUGAGGGCCCAACCUAAUUCAGUCGAUGAUAUGGAAGAUGCUCGUCGCAAGUAUCUCCAUAAUAAGAUAUUCAAGGCCAUUGUACCCCAUUUCGUUGACAGCAAGUAUGACCAUGGUCCGUUCAGGUUGAUUUGCGACGAUUUCCGGCUUGGAAAUUUGCUCGUCAACAACGCACAGGAUCUGAAGAUAGUCGCGGUCCUCGACUGGGAAUGGGCUUAUGCAGCGCCAUUUCAAAUGCUUUACUCGUCCCCGCGGUGGCUACUUCUGAAGAAGCCGUUUGAUUGGGAUGAUUUUAUUAAUGUACUGGAGGAGGAGGAGCAGAAAAGAGCAGAAGGUCUCUCAAUGCCCAGUAUGGCGACUCUCAUGGACGAAUCCAUGAAGGACGGAAAAUUCUGGUUUCAUGAGUUGAUAUACUCUUGCUUCGAAUCGCCCGAUAGCCGGGCUUGGACCGCUAUUCGACAGCUUCUACCUUCCAUUGAUGAGCUCGCAACAGUUCCCGGCCCUGAAGUCGAACUGUUCUUGAACAGCAAGAUGGAGCAGCUAAACCAGUAUAAUGUGGAAUGGGCGGCAAUGAAAGAGGAGAUCAAUAAAAAGGAGGCGGAUUUCCUGGCGCUGAAGAAGAGGGUAGAAGAGGACGCAGCUUAG